AUCUUCUUGGUGUAUUUUGAUGUCACAAUUUGCACAGGAACUUCUUCCAUUCGAACAAGCAGUUGUUGAUAGUCGAAUCCACCUUGGUUUCUCCUGUCCGAUUACUAGAUAUUGGUUUGGGUCGCUAUACGCGAAAGCGGGAACCCUGCCAGGAUGCCGAAGCAGAGCUCAGUUCGUGUACUUACCGUAGACUCCGAAUUGGAGUUCACCAUCCAGGCGACAACGACUGGCAAAAACCUCUUCGAGCAGGUCUUGAAGUCCAUCACCCUCCGUGAAGUAUGGUUCUUCGGACUCCAGUAUGUGGACACAAAAGACAGCGUCGGAUGGCUGAAGAUGGACAAGAAGAUCCUGUCCCAGGAUAUCAAGAAGGACAAGGACGGCAUGAUUUCUCUUGACUUCCGUGCAAAGUUCUAUCCUGAGGAUGUCGGUGAGGAGCUUAUCCAAGAAGUCACUCAGCGGUUGUUCUACCUUCAAAUUCGUGAGCUCAUUUUGAAGGAAGACAUCUACUGCCCACCUGAGACCGCAGUGCUGUUGGCUUCAUACGCAGUGCAUGCUAAGUUUGGUGACUAUGACAAGAGCACCCACAAGCAAGGUUUCCUGGCUGUUGACAAGAUCCUGCCCAAGAGAGUUCUGGACCAGCAUCAUCUGGAUAUGAACGAGUGGGAAGAGCGUAUUGUCACCUGGUACUCCGAGCACCGUGGCAUGCUCAAGGAAGAUGCUAUGCUGGAGUACUUGAAGAUUGCUCAGGAUCUUGAGAUGUAUGGUGUUAACUACUUCGACAUCAAGAACAAGAAGGGCAGCGAGUUGUACUUGGGUGUGGAUGCUCUUGGUCUGAAUGUAUUUUCCUCUGGCGACAAGCUUACCCCAAAGAUUGGUUUCCCAUGGAGCGAAAUCAAGAACAUCUCCUUCAACGACAAGAAGUUUGUCAUCAAGCCCAUUGACAAGAAGGCGCCGGACUUCGUCUUCUACUCUCCACGCCUGAAGAUCAACAAGCGCAUUCUCUCCUUGUGCAUUGGCAACCACGAGCUGUACAUCCGUCGCCGUGACAAGGACAGCGUUGAGAUACAGCAGAUGAAGGCCUCUGCCAAGGAGGAGAGACUCACCAAGCAGUUGGAGAAGGCCAAGCUCAACCAAGCCAAGCAGUUGCGUGAGGAGUCUGAGCGCCUUCGCCUCGAGUCUGAAAAGCAGCAGAAGGAGAUGUCCGAUAGACUCGCCACAUUGGAGGCAGAAUCACGUGCGAAGCUCGAGAAGCUUGAGGCUGAUGCGAAGUCUGCUUCAGAUGCGCUCGAGGCUGCCGAACAGGCACGCAAGCAAGCUGAGAAGCAGAAUGCCGAGCUGGAUGCGGCCAAUGCUGAAGCAAGAGCUCAGGCUGCAGCUGCUUCAGCGGAGGCAAGGAGACAAGCUGAGGUUGCUGCUGCUGCCGCCAAGGCUCAAGCCCAGGCUGCAGCUGACGCCAAGGCAGCGCAGGCCGCUGCCAUGGAGGCUGCCAGAGCAGCAGAGGCUGCUGCAGCGGCGGCAGCUACAAGGGUGGUGCCCAUUGCAGUUCCAGAAAAGCCAGAAUCCAUCGUUUCAUCCGCAGUGCUGGCCAGUGAUAUCGAUGUCGGUGAUUCUGAUGCUGGCGGAAAGGAGCUUGCUUCCACUCUGGAUGCAUCUGUUCUGGCCAAGCAUGACAACGACAAGCUGUCUCUGGCUGAGAAGAACCGCAGGAUGCAGGACCAGCUCAAGAAAUUGGGAAGCCAACUGGCCACCGCCAAGGAUUCCAGCAAGCUGACCAAGACCGACAUGCUCCACCAGGAGAACCAGAAGGCCGGACGUGAAAAGUACAAGACACUGCGACAGAUCCGCUCUGGAAACACGAGAUCAAGAGUGGAUGAGUUCGAGAACAUGUAAAUCUACAGCAACCCUUUAGGGUGACUCUGUCUUUCUCCCUCUUUCUGUUGAAAAGGACCCUGAACUCCUCCAUGAAGCUAAUGUCUCUGCUUGAUUCUAGUCAUAUUUAUCCAAUUAUUCCUUUUUCUAGGGCUUUCCAUAUCAUUUCACAUUGCAAAGAAUCCAUUAUACCAUACUGAACAUUUCUGCUGACAUGUGUGAAGCUAAUCUGAUGAGACGAUAUCGUCGAAGUUGCCCCCUCUGUGGGCGAAACCCUAUCACUGUGAUCGUGAACUUUGGACUGUGGCUUAUUAUUGUACUAGGUGUGUGUUCAGUGAGGCCAGGCCUGCAGUGUGCAGUCAGUGCUGGAGUAUUUUUUUGCUUUAAUAUCAAGAUUAUCCGGAAUAAUGAC
Messenger RNA from Sycon ciliatum, 2281 nucleotides. Its product is annotated as moesin-like. Gene Ontology annotation, cellular component: cytoskeleton; filopodium; adherens junction. Gene Ontology annotation, biological process: regulation of organelle assembly; positive regulation of protein localization to early endosome; positive regulation of early endosome to late endosome transport. Gene Ontology annotation, molecular function: actin binding; cell adhesion molecule binding. The transcript is spliced from 14 exons. Bases 154 to 1890 code for a protein of 578 amino acids. Lineage: Eukaryota; Metazoa; Porifera; Calcarea; Leucosolenida; Sycettidae. The record is from RefSeq and is a predicted model, not a curated record.